AUGUCAUCGCCGCCACCGAAUACAAAUAACAGUGAACCUCCACUUCCAAAUGAAGAAACACGUCCCCCGGUUGAUGAAACGGUUGGUGAAAGAUCAACUUCAGCUACGCAACCUAACCCACUUCCUCCUAUAUUCUCCUUCGCUAUAGGCAUGCCUGGUUUAUCGCAUGGAUCAUCAGGUCAACCUCGGCCACCCCCUGACGGAGGAGAAGCUAAUCAACAGGUCAAUGGAGUGAUAAGACCUAAUGAGGCACCAUCAUUCCUAUGGACAUUUACCAUACGCCCUGAACCUGACGGUCCUGCUCCCGGAUCAUCAAUCAGCAACGGCGCUCCUGCCGAGAAUGGAGCACCUAAUCCUCCGACUGUCAAUGGUGUCAAUGCUCAAUCGAAUGAAUCCGGACGUCAUCCUGCCCCUCCCUGGAUUUUCCCUCCGUUUUUCAACUUCUUCAUGCCCAUGCGCUCCGAGCCUGAACCCAAUCCUGAAAAAGCCGCAGAGCUGUUGCGAUCGCUUCCUACUGUUGGCAAAAGGUUGUUGAUGAGGGUGGAUAGGAUUGUAGCUGCUCAGGAGAUUGACGUCUUACCAGAUGAGAAAGGUUGGAAAUGUGGAGUAUGCUUAGAAGGUUUGGAACGAGAUGACAUCCAGAUUGAUACAGUAGAAAAUAACGAGGUGCCAGGGAAUACCGAGGAGAACGUAACAGGCGUGAAAGCUCUGCCUUGUAAUCAUCUGUUUCACGAGAAAUGCUUGGAACCUUGGUUCGCAACGAAACAUACUUGUCCAAGUUGUAGACUUGACCUAGAUCCAUUACAGACUCUCAGUUCACCUCCGUCACAGCGUACACAGAUGAGACCUGGUCCAUCAGGACUAGGUCGUCGUUCACCUCAUCCAUACGCAAGAGAUCGUCCUCCUCAAAUGGAACGGCUAAUUCACGUAGACCAAGACGCCGCGAGAGAGGCUGCAGGAAAUAGUACAUUUGAUGUCGAUUCAGCCAAUGUCGGAUCCACCCAGACUGAUGAGCGGAAUGAUCAAAAUCAAGAACAGGAUCAUGGACCGACAAUCACGUUCAUAUGGGCGGGCUCACCACCUUCUGGUUUGAAUUUUCCAGGUAUGCCCUCUCGGCGAAUUGAACCUUCUUCCAAUCCCGAAUCUUUCGUCAAUACAGCCGAUCCCACUGUAGCCACGGAACAAUCGCAGCAAUUGCCAGCUGAACCCAUCCCAGACGAGGGUAAUAAUCUCGCUCCACCUGCUCCAUCAACACCCGGAUCGGUGUUUGACGUUCCAACACUUUUCUCUUCCCCUCUUCCCAUGACCAAUAGGGCGACAAGUGCAAGUCCUGCUCCAGACUCGACGACUCAGCCUCCCGCCGUUCAGGCAGAACCUUCGACAUCGACAAUACUGGGCCCAGCUCUGACGCCUUCAAACGGUGGUAAUCCUCUUCCGGCUGAAACAAUCUCGGAAGAUCGGCCACGACCCGAACGCAGACCCCAUAUCACCAUAAUCAGAACGUCCUCCCCAUCCCCUGCACCAGGUGCCGCUGGAGGAUCCACAGGUCCUGGUGCGCUGGGCUUAGGUUUGGGAAACUUCCCGAUUCCGCCAUUCAUGUUUGGUCCUCCACCUCAACUCCUCAAUCCUGAUCGCAACCCACUUACCACUCUCUUUCCGCAAUCCCCCGCAGCUACCAAUCAGUUUCCUGCGGAGAACGCCGUCCCACAGCAACCAACUAGACCACCGACACCAUUUGUACCUCAGACAUUAGAGUCAUGGACUGAAGAAAGGGAGAAGAGCUUGGGAUGGAGAUGUGAUGCGCCUGAAUGUAUCUAUGCGCCUCCAGUUGACGAACCUGAAGAUGUCGAUAUGGUUGAUAUAGACCAUUUCCAAGACGAGGAAGACUCAGAUGGAAGAGAAAUGUUAUCUAUUCAUUCCCCUUUACAACCUAUGUUUUCACCAGAUCAACGUAACAUGACGAAUAAUAGUUCAGACGAAGAAAAAAACGACAAAUUCGUAUUGAUGACCUGUCAACAUAAAUGGCAUAGAGCAUGUUUAGAAUUGUCUGAAAGAUCAUGCGGAAGACUAUUAAAAAAUCAAGAUGAAGAUGGCAGAGUUUGGGUUAAAUGUGAAAAAUGUCGAAAAGACGGUUGGGUCGAUGCGAGGAGACCUGAUGAAGGUGCUCCUAGUGAAAAGGAAGUCGAAAGGUUGAUUGCAGUAUAG
Molecule: messenger RNA, 2205 nt
Organism: Kwoniella shivajii
Lineage: Eukaryota; Fungi; Basidiomycota; Tremellomycetes; Tremellales; Cryptococcaceae
Exons: 2
Coding region: 1-2205 (734 amino acids)
Source: RefSeq, a predicted model, not a curated record